Molecule: messenger RNA, 585 nt
Organism: Penicillium daleae
Lineage: Eukaryota; Fungi; Ascomycota; Eurotiomycetes; Eurotiales; Aspergillaceae
Product: Heat shock protein DnaJN-terminal
Exons: 1
Coding region: 1-585 (194 amino acids)
Biological process (GO): protein histidyl modification to diphthamide
Molecular function (GO): metal ion binding
Source: RefSeq, a predicted model, not a curated record
AUGACGAGGACGACUCCCGCCCGCGCCGACUACUACCAGAUUCUCGGUAUCCCCUUCACAACCUCAUCAGCCACCCUGUCGAAACAGCAGAUCAAACUCGCGUAUCACAAGGCCCUCCUCAAGCACCACCCCGACAAGGCCGGUGCCCUCGCGCAGGAUGCAGGAAUGAACAUGCCAGCUUCUCGCGACGGGAUCCUCUCCCGAUCGGGCGAUGACGCUGCAGGCCAGCGCGCGUAUACCAUUGACGAGAUCACCACCGCGUACAAGACGCUCUGCGACCGGGCGCUGCGCGCAGAAUAUGACCGUACCCUGAGACUAGACCGGUUAAAGGUCGCGGAACGAGAAAAGACCGGCGACGUCUUUCAUACUGGUCUGGAGAUCGUGGAUCUGGGGGAUCUUGCGUGCGACGAAGAUGGCGAGCGCAGGGCCUGCUGGUACCGUGGCUGUCGAUGUGGCGACGACAGAGGGUUUCUGGUGACGGAGGAUGAUUUGGAGAGAGAGGCGGACCAUGGCGAGAUUAUUGUUGGGUGUCGUGGGUGCAGUCUUUGGCUCAAGGUUCUUUUCGCUGUUGAGGAUGAUGGCUGA